GAACGCAACGAGGAGGAGGAGGAGGUGGAGAAGCAAGCGGGAAUUGGGCAUUCGGAUUACGGAGUGCAUUGAGCUGGGUUUGAAUGGGAGACACACAGACGCACAGAGCCGAAACAUAUCCAGGCUCACAGUGAAGCCCCAGGCACACAGUCCAGGAUCAGCAAAGCAACUUGUUCUGAAGAGGGCAAGUGUCGACAAUCACCAGCUCCCCCUGCCCAGCUCCAAAAGUCUCUCUUCAUAAACAUCACAAAGUGACACACAAUGCGCCUGGAAUUCAGCAGCUGGUUGUUUGGGCUCCUCACUAUCCUCGCUAUCCUUCUGAUCCUGGCUGAUAUUUCCGAAGUGGAGAUGGAAUUCGGUAGAUUUUCAGAUGGAAGAAUGGCCAUGAGACCAACCAAGGAUGCUCUGCAGAAUCAGUGCUGCAGGGGAAAAAUGAGGAGAAAUACCUCAUCCGCUGUGUUCCAGGAGAGAACUGCGAGGAAGGAGACCAUCCAACCACAGGCAAAACUCCUUGACAUUCCAGAAUGGAAGCAUAAUACAAUGCUAACUGCAAGGAUAAGAAAAGACAUACUGAAAUUUCUGGAUGCAGAAAAGGACAUUUCGGUUCUGAAGGGCAAACUGAAGGCAGGGGAUAUUAUUCAUUAUAUAUUUGACAGGGACAGGACCCUGAAUAUAUCCCAUAGUCUAUACGAGCUGUUACCAAGGACAUCGCCAAUGAAAAAUAAGCAUUUCAAACAGUGCGCAAUUGUAGGAAAUUCUGGCAUUCUGCUCAAGAGUGGCUGCGGACAAGAGAUUGACGAUCACCAAUUUGUGAUAAGAUGCAAUCUUGCCCCAGUGGAAGAGUAUGCACAAGACGUUGGGUUGAAGACCGAUUUGGUAACUAUGAACCCUUCAGUGGUGCAGCGUGCGUUCGAAGAUUUGAAGAACGAAACAUGGAAGGAGAAGCUGCUUCAUCGGCUAAAAAUGUUGGAUGGCGGAAUUCUCUGGAUCCCUGCGUUUAUGGCUAAAGGGGGAGAGGAGCGAGUAGAAUGGGUCAACAAUCUCAUCAUAAAGCAUAAGCUCCAUGUGCAAACCGCUUACCCAUCGCUGAGGCUCCUACAUGCUGUGCGGGGGUAUUGGUUAACCAACAAGGUCCUAAUCAAACGUCCCACCACUGGCCUCUUGAUGUAUACUCUUGCCACUCGGUUCUGUGAUGAAAUCCAUCUCUAUGGCUUCUGGCCUUUCCCUAAGGACCACAAGGGAAAUGCAGUGAAGUACCACUACUACGACAGCCUGACAUAUGAGUAUAACUCAAAGGCUACUCCACACACAAUGCCACUGGAGUUCAAGACACUGCGAAAUAUGCAUCUUCAGGGUGCAUUGAAACUCAACAUCGGAGAAUGCAGGUUGACAACAUAGGGCUAGCAAGAAGGCAAAGCAAGGGGGAAGGCUUGCCAGUUGUGGCCAGUGUUAUGGCAUCAUCAGAGAAAAUGGAGGAUAAAAAGCCACCUUCAUACAGAGGGAAUCAAUCACUUUGUGAUUGGCCUCUGGUGGACAAGCGAUCAACAUUUAAUCACACUCUGAGACCGUUAACGUAAGAACAGGAACACAAACAUCUUGUUGUCAUUGAUGCAAGACAGAAGGCCCAACCUGAAGCUAUGACCGCAGGAUUGGACCCUUGCAAGCAAAGUGCUGGGUUUUCAUCUGUUAAGGCGGAACCUCAUCAAAGCAGACAUGCAUAUAGAAACAUGAAAUAUAAACACGUGAAUUUUGAGAAAUAUCAUUUUAUUUUGUCAAUAAAGGAUGUGUGGGACUUCUAGAAAGAUACAGCGAAUACAAUGGCCAGCAAAUACAAUUUGAAAAAAAUGGCAAAAAACCUCUAUAGUUGGACCGUAUAUUGGAAAGAUUCUGACACUUAAAUGUGAAGAACUAAAUCUCAACAGUUUACAAACUUGAAUGAAAGAACUGAAAAUUAAUAUUCAUUGAGUAAGAUUAAUUCAAGAGAAUGCUCCAAAAAGCAGAAAUUGAAUCAAAUGAUUCAUGCAAAUUUUCCAGAUCAUUGUUAUGUGAAAUUUGCGAUUGACUAUUACAAAGGGACUACUGCUUUCUGUAAAAGGCAUCUGCAGUUGUCUACAAUGGAUAUUGGCCAUAUGACUGUGCUGCAAUUCGCUGCAAUAUGGAGUCAGCUUUUCCUCUGGUAGAAAGAGUACAGUCCUUUAUAGUAGACAAGGACUACAAUUCAAUAUUGCAAAGGGUCUAUAAUUCACUAUAGUACAGAAUUUGCAAUCCACCACACUUGAGGGGCUGUUAUUCAUGAUUCCAUUGUCUCUAGUUCGUUGUACUACAAGGUUUCCAAUUCAUCAUGUUACACAUAUGCAAAUCAGAAAUUGCUGGGUCUGCAAUGGCUCUACAAGACAUAUAGAGUUGCUUUUCUCCAUAGUUGUUUUUCAAUAUAAAGCACUCUCCAAAAUACAUGCAUUGCUGAUUCUGCCAAUUCUCUACAAUAUUCAGAGAAUAUAGUUUCCUCUGUAGUUUACUGUUUUCUAUAACAUGUGUACAUGGGAUUUGCUAUUCCCAAACUCACACAUGGAGUUCUCUAUUCUCUAUGUCACACUUUCAGACUGCCUCAUGAUGUUUCAUUCUGGUUCUCUAUGGUUACCUCAUAUGCAGAACUAUAGGUGCUUAUCUAUAUGGGUCUAACAACAAACCCUUGUGGACCAAACAUUUUGGUGCAACUACACUUAAUGCUAUCGGAACAAUUAAUAGAGGAACUAUCACAAGAAAAUGACAAAGAUUCCGAAAGCUCCCAUAUAAUAGAAGUGGAAGGUAAUUCAGUAGUGGAUAUUUCAGUGGUGAGCUGACAGUAUACACUGGACCUAAUAUUCUCUCUAAUUUACACAGGAUCUGCUGCUGUCCAUAAUAUACAGUUGGGCUGCUAUUCUUUAUAAUGUACACAACGGUUUGUUAUAUACAUUUGAGCUGAUAUUCUCUGCACUAAACCUUUGAGCUGCUUUGCCAUUCUCUCUCAAACAGAAAUGUUUGUUGUUCCCUCAAAUGUACAGUAAAGUUGAUACUUUCUAUAAUAUGCACUGAACCUGAUUAUUCUGGCACUAAAAUACUAGCACAAU
Stegostoma tigrinum is the source of this 3107-nucleotide messenger RNA. RefSeq names its product ST8 alpha-N-acetyl-neuraminide alpha-2,8-sialyltransferase 2 (gene st8sia2). Bases 262 to 1398 code for a protein of 378 amino acids. The transcript has 6 exons. Gene Ontology annotation, biological process: N-glycan processing; oligosaccharide metabolic process. Gene Ontology annotation, molecular function: alpha-N-acetylneuraminate alpha-2,8-sialyltransferase activity. The record is from RefSeq and is a predicted model, not a curated record. NCBI's taxonomy places the organism in Eukaryota, Metazoa, Chordata, Chondrichthyes, Orectolobiformes, Stegostomatidae.